UAUGUCCCGCAAACUGAUCAGAGAGGAGGGUCUUUUGUGCGGUGGCAGCUCUGGCUCAGCGAUGGCAGCAGCUGUGAAGAUGGCUGAGCAGCUGGAGGAGGGGCAGCGCUGUGUGGUCAUCCUGCCUGACUCUGUCCGCAACUACAUGUACGAGACACAAUGGCAGAUACACUUUGAAUCCAGUGAGAGUCUGGAGGGCUCACAGGCCUUCAUGCCUUCAAAAAUACAGUUGUGGGCAGACGUUUACAUGCACUCAUCAUGCCCAUGAACAUCAAUACUUUUUAAAUAGGGGUGAUGUUAGGACUUUUCAAUGGUCAUUUCACAAGCUUGCUAUUUCCAUUCCAAAACCAGUUUGGAUGUGUGUUUGUGUCCUGCUGGAACACCUUAAUGUGUCCAGGUUUUAUCAGGUCAAGUUUAUCUAGCUGUUAAUUUGAUGUAAAGUUUCAGAAUUUAGAGGUAGUUUUCCUUCUUCAUUAUUUGUGCAUCCAUACACACUACUGGGCACAAAACACCCUUGAGCAUGAACAGAUGCUAUAAUCUUCUUUGUUGUGAAAGCCUCAGCUUUAUUCCUACAAAUACACCUCUUGUAACUGGCCGAAUAGCUCAGUUUUUGUCCCUUCUGAUCAUAAAACGUUGCUUCAGAAGGCAUUUGGCUUGUCUAUGUGGGGCAGCUGCUCUUUUCAGUUGAACUUGAAGCUGCUGAUUUUGGGCCAGGGGCUGGUACGUAUACUUUUGAUCCUGCGUGGAUUAGAGAGAAAAUGUAUUAAAAUUUCUGCUUCCAUUCUUGUUUUGUUUUAGAUGAUUAAAGAUGCAUGCUUUAUAAUCUUUCCCCAUUUAAAAAGAACAUUUUAAUGAAAUCUUUAAAAGCCAGUGAAUGAACAUAUGUACCAAAUUUAACCACAGACCAUCCAACAGUUUUUAGCUCUGUCCUCAAAAAUGUGUAAAUGUGUGUAGAAAUGAAUCAGUCCACUGAACAGUUUAGAGAUCUUCAUGG
Molecule: messenger RNA, 994 nt
Organism: Haplochromis burtoni (Burton's mouthbrooder)
Lineage: Eukaryota; Metazoa; Chordata; Actinopteri; Cichliformes; Cichlidae
Product: cystathionine beta-synthase-like
Exons: 2
Coding region: 2-268 (88 amino acids)
Cellular component (GO): cytoplasm
Molecular function (GO): cysteine synthase activity; cystathionine beta-synthase activity
Source: RefSeq, a predicted model, not a curated record